Lutra lutra (Eurasian river otter) is the source of this 3592-nucleotide messenger RNA. RefSeq lists its product as uncharacterized. The transcript has 7 exons. The coding region runs from base 2066 to 3235 and encodes 389 amino acids. The record is from RefSeq and is a predicted model, not a curated record. Lineage: Eukaryota; Metazoa; Chordata; Mammalia; Carnivora; Mustelidae.
GGCCUUUGCACUUGUUUCCUAUGCCCCGCCCACCGGAAGGCCACAGAGAGAGGACGCGGGAGGCCCAGCGGGCUGCAGGGCCAGUCCAGGCCCCCAGCCUGCCUGUUGGGUUUACAAAACUGGGCUAGGGAGGAAAAACCCGCCCAUAUGAGAGUGGGGUGUCCCCUCCCUCUCCUGAGAACCAGGUCUCCCGGAUUUGAGCUGAGGCAACCAGGGCCUCUGUACCCCCAGGAGCUGACUCAGGAGUGACUCACUGCUGAUUCUGUGAGUAGUCCUACAAGGACGGAGCAAAACAAUGAGAUGGGAGGUCGCUAAGCCUGGUGACACGGUGGGCUAGAGUCACCUGGCCUGAGCCCACGGCGGGUGGGGGAGCAAGUCCUGGGCCACAGAGGGUCUGUCAGCUAACUCCCUUCCCCCCGGGAGUGCCCCUCUCCCGCCCUCUCCUCUGCAGCGGGGGCCCUGGCCUCCUGGGCCUGCCCUCCAGAGCACCCCCCCCAGAACCUCAUCCUCACCCACCUGGGGUUCCCUGCAGCCCAUGGAUGUGCCAACUGAGGGCUCUGUGGUUGUGUGAACCCGAUGGUGGUUCACACAAAGAGAUUCAUUCUAAAAGUCAAGGAAGCAGCUAGGUGCGGUCAUGCCGGCGGACUGCUUACAAAGUGUCUCCGGCUACAAAUUGCCCGUGAAGUGAGUUUCUGAGAAGGCAGCGUGGGGUUCUGGCUGGCUGGCUUUUUGGCCCCCUUCCUAAGGAGCAGCUUCUCAAACAUUGGUUCGUGUUGUUUUGAUGACCCUUGUGUUGUUACCAGAUCACAGUAGAUGCCUUGGGGUUGGUUUUAUCAAAAAACAAACAGGGCCCUGGCCUCCUGCUCACCUGGGAACCAGCCUGGGGAGGGAGUGGUGACUCAGGUCAGCGCCACAUCCAAAUCCCAGCCCUCCCUUUGUGACCCAGUCCCCUCCUUACCUGCCACUCGCCCUGCCCCCUCUCCCGCCUUCAGCCCGUGCCCCCUCUUGCUGUGCCUCCUCCUCCCUCUGUCCUCCGAGCUCUCCCAGCACCCCUCGCCCCUUCUUCUGCCCCUGCUGCUUCUCCUCAUUCUUCCCCUCUCCGUCUUCUGUUCCUCAUGUUCUCCCUGGUCCCCGGUAACAGAGGAUCCCCCACAGAAGCCCCUGAGGGAGGGAACGGGUAGGGGUAUUGCCAGGACACUCCAGUGGGGGUGGGUUCUCUCUGAUUUGGGCUCUCAGCCUCCAGGGAGCCCCCAGCGCACCCUCCUGGAGGAGCUGGAUGGCGGGCUGGGAGCGCAGGCUGGGCGCCAAGUGGGGAACCAGCACCUGGGUCCCCACCGCAGCACCGUAUGCAUUGACCCCUCUUUGCUCAGGGCUGGGGCAUCCAGGAGGUGGAAGCCGAGUCCACCCAGUGCCAGCAGAGAAGCCCUUUUGCUCCUGAGUUGGAGCUGGGCUAGGAACACCCCCCAAAUCUGGACCAUUCUGGGUGGGGAGGACUGGCUGUUUUGGCUCCAUGGACCCCACCUGCCUCUGGGGACCACAGAGUCCCUGGGCCUGCCGGCAGUCUCCUCAGGAGAAGUCCCUGGGGCCCAGGGGGCAGCUGUCUCCACCUGCCACAGCCUCCCACACAGAACAGCCCUUCCCAGAGCUCCCCUGACCUCCCCAAGGUGACAAAUGUCAUUCCAGCAGGAGCUGCCUUAGCUGCGGGCUACUCAGUCUGUCCCUCCACAUGCUCUUGCCUCAGGUCUUUAACCCUUGAUGAGACGUCCACCCCCACGCCCGGGACUCCAUGGUUCUGCCCGCACAUCCAGAGCAAGUGAGCACACAGGCACUGAGUCCAGCUCUUGUGCGGUGGCAGCCUCCGUGCCAGUCUCUUUGUCAGUGCUGCUGCCCCCUAAGGCACCUGAAGGAGUCUCACCACUGCCCCAGCUGAUGGGGUCCUGGCGAACUCACCAGUGUCCAUGUCGAGUGCAGCCCCCCAAAAUGCCCUCCAGCUGGCGGUCAGGGAAAACACACUGUACGGCGCCCGAUCAAUCGGGAGAAUUUGCUCAGCGACUGAGAGGAGCAGAUGCCCCGCGAGGCCUGCAGACGCCCUGUGAGCAAGCUGAGGGGACCGGCCAGGCCCCAGGGCCACAGGGGCGGAGAGCAGGUUCCCAGAGCCGGUUCCAGCGUGGCGGGCUCCGGGCUCCUCAGAUACCAGGGGGUGCCCGGAAUUCAGCCCAGUCGUGACACGGUCCACCCAGGGACAGCAGCAGCCCCACAGCUCUUUGCUCUGCACGAGGCCCUUCCAGAAAGCAGUGAGGAGAGGACAGGGAGGAUCACAGGUCCCUGCAGCCUCCUGAUGGACACAAGGCCCUGGAAACAGCGAGCAAGCCCUUCACUGAGGACCCUGACAUCUCGCCGAUCCCGGGGCACGUCUGAAAAUGCCUGUGACUUUGAAGUCCGGAUAAGUGUCAUUGUCAAGGUCACGGGCACUGCUGAUGAGCUUGGUGUGGUCACACGCACACGUGAAGGAAACACCAAAUUUCCAGUAGAAAACACCCAAAAUAAACAGGCAGGAGCCACUGGAGGCCUGUGCCCACGGGGUCGCUCGGGUGCAGCUGGACCCGACAGCCGGCGCCAGCUGCCAGCCUUGGCUGUGCGUGUGCUCGGUGGCGAGGUGCAGAACCUGCCUUCCUGCGGUCACCGUCCCCCAGUGUUUGGAAGCCCUGUCCCUGGAGGUCGUUGGGACUCGAGGCAAGCUCUCGUGUGGGAUCGCGGGCUCGGGAUGGGGCACACAAAGAACGGGCGUGCCCGGGGUCUGCACGAGCUCCCAGGCUGCUCUCACAAUCACACCUCCAGGAGCCUGUCUUCAGCUGCCUUCGCCCUACGGGUCGCACCGCCUGGAAUGCCCUCGGCCCUGUCUCCACCGGGCCAGGCGUCCCUUCACCUGCAGGCCCAGAUGCUGCCUCCUUUCAGAAGGGGUGGGGGGGGCCACUGGGAGGUAGGGUCCCCCCCUGAAGGAGGGAGGAUCCCUGGAGGCAGGGUCCCCGCAGCAUGCCCCUCUUCCUCUGCCUCUGUGCGGGUGCCGGACUCAGUGCCCUGCCUGUGUCCCCGUGGAUGCAGCUGCCGCCACCUGCUUCCGCCUCCAUCCCCCACAGGGCACCCUUCAGGCGGACCCCUGGCCUCUUCUCUUAACCGUGAGGGGCUGGGGGAGCCCAGGCCCCGGCAGAGGUGCGCUCAGAGAGCGGGGAUGUGAAUGGCUGGCUUCCCUGAGGCCCGUCACCCACUCGGUGAAGACCAGGACUGAGCCUGGGCCGUCAGAGGCCCACUGGAUGCGCUUGGGGUCAGCACGGGGUAGGAGGCGUCCUUGGAGCCCAGACUCCCGAAAGAUGGGAGAUCUCGGAGGCCCAAGUUCUGCACAGGCAGAAUCCCCGAGGCCUGGGGCGUCAGACCCGCUCCUUCCGCACCCUGCACCCUCACUCCGGAAGCCUCGUCCCCUGCCAGCUGGGAAAGCUUCGGUCACACCCCGGACCCAAGGACCACACGUGGAGCCGCCGUGCUUGCAGAAGCAUUAUUUAUUGCCGGAUUCCAGCUGAGGUCGACUCAGCUCCCC